AUGGGCUGUGGGACCAGUAGUAAAGUGGUCCCGGAGCUGCCGGGGUCUUCUUUUCACCGGAGCUGGGGAAAAGGAGUGGGGAAAGGAAGCUGUGGUGCACUGCAGACGGGGCAGGGGGAGGCUGGGCACAAGGGAACCCGCGAAGCUGCAGCAGAGGCGGCUCAGAAAAUGCAGGUGGCCAGAUACCGGGCCAAGUUCGACCCCCGGGUAACUGCCAGAUAUGAUAUCCAGGCUCUUAUUGGAAGAGGAAGUUUCAGCAAAGUUGUGAGAGUGGAGCAGAGAGUGACCAAGAAGCCUUUUGCAAUAAAAAUGGUGGAAACCAGAGUAAAGGAAGGCAGAGAAGCAUGUGAAUCCGAACUGAGUGUCCUCCGGCGAGUCAGUCACUGCAAUAUUGUCCAGCUCAUAGAGAUCUUUGAAGCGCAGGAUCGAGUUUACAUAGUGAUGGAAUUGGCUACAGGAGGAGAACUCUUUGAUCGAAUUAUUUCCCAGGGAACAUUCACAGAGAGGGAUGCCAUUAUAAUCCUCAAGAUGGUUAUUGAUGGAGUAAGGUAUCUGCACAGUUUGCAAAUAACUCACAGGGACCUGAAGCCCGAAAAUCUCUUAUAUUAUCACCCAGGGGCAGAGUCAAAGAUCUUAAUCACAGAUUUUGGGUUGGCAUGCUCUGGUAACAAAAAUGGUAACUGGUCCAUGAAUACAAUCUGUGGGACACCAGAGUAUAUAGCACCAGAGAUUCUGUCUAGAAAACCAUACACAAAUGCAGUGGAUAUGUGGGCCCUUGGAGUCAUAACAUACAUUUUACUGAGUGGCUCCCUGCCAUUUGAGGAUGAAAACCACACGAGACUUUAUAGGAAGAUCCUAAAAGGCAAAUACAGCUACAAGGGACAACCUUGGCCAAAUGUUUCCAACUUGGCAAAGGACUUUAUAGAUAGACUAUUGACAUUGGAUUCCAAUCAUCGCAUGUCAGCUGGGCAGGCUCUGAAUCACCCGUGGGUAAUGACCAUGGCCAUAACAUCUCCAAUGAAGAAUCUUCAAAGAUCCAUCUCCUGGAACUUGAUGUUCAGGACAUCACCCCAUUCUCAGUGUUCCAGAUCAGCAUGGACCUCUGAGUCUUGUCAUUCUAAUGGAUCAAAACAUACUUGGGGAAAGAAUAAGACUGCUACCCUUAGAUGA
Trichosurus vulpecula (common brushtail) is the source of this 1170-nucleotide messenger RNA. It is a transcript of the gene PSKH2, whose product is annotated as protein serine kinase H2. Gene Ontology annotation, biological process: protein phosphorylation. Gene Ontology annotation, molecular function: protein kinase activity; ATP binding. The record is from RefSeq and is a predicted model, not a curated record. Bases 1 to 1170 code for a protein of 389 amino acids. The transcript has 3 exons. Lineage: Eukaryota; Metazoa; Chordata; Mammalia; Diprotodontia; Phalangeridae.